Molecule: messenger RNA, 452 nt
Organism: Amoebophrya sp. A120
Lineage: Eukaryota; Dinophyceae; Syndiniales; Amoebophryaceae
Source: the annotation of a GenBank genome assembly
GGGGCGGGCGCGGGCGAGUGCGUGGGGCGCCGCGAAUUGUUCAGCUCGCGCGCCGCAGCGGUUGCUCAGGGUACUGGCGCGGGAAAGGUGCCGGCCGGCCCGGCCGGCGGGAAGUGCGGCUCGGGCGCCGCUCUCUGCGUCGGCGGCUCUUCUAUUAAUUUGGUCCACGGACGCCUCGUCUCCUCGCAACGCCGCUCGUGCUUGGAACAUGAUCGGAACUCGGAACAGUAAUGGAAAUGGCCCAGCGCCGAUAGCGUUUGUGCGUCGCCAGCGCGCACCGACUUUUUGUGCAUGUGGUGUUCGUGAUUCAUGCGUAUUUAUCGUGCCGACGUCGGCACUUUUUGAAAGCAGUAUAAUUCAACGCGCCUCGUGUUAAUGGCAGCUUUUUUCCCAGCGGAUCCCCAAGCCUCAGCAUUGCAAACGAGAGUGCGCUGGUUCGAGAGCUCCAAAAA